Messenger RNA from Paramuricea clavata, 15249 nucleotides. The record is from the annotation of a GenBank genome assembly. Lineage: Eukaryota; Metazoa; Cnidaria; Anthozoa; Malacalcyonacea; Plexauridae.
ACACUGUAAUAUUGUAGCCUGGCAGCCAUUGAGAUUUUUCAAAUUUGCUUCUUAUAUUUGACUGUGUGUUUAUCCAAUAACUUGUGUUAGGGGUGUACCCCCAAUUGAUUGACUGUCACAUCUCACAAAAUAAGUUUCCAUAAAUAUAUACCUCAUUUGGCAAGAACUCUGUCGUGUUGCUGUUAUCCUCGCUCGUUUUGUUCUUUACGGCUUCAAUAUGUCUUUUAGUUCUCACCCUUCGAAUCUUCCCCAUUUUGUGAGAGAAAAUAAUUAAAAUAUUAAACAAGUUUGUAUCACAAUAUAUUUGGCAAAAACACCGGUAUUAAAUAAAUAGGCGGAAAUUCUCAGACCAACUGUGGAAAAUUGAAAUUUGGUGUUCAGUCUCGCCAGAAUUUAUAUUCAGUUCCUGGCCAAAUAUAUGUCUAGGGUUCACUAUUUGUUUGAUAAAAGUAGCUAAAGUUGCUUCUUUCCCAAAUCAAAGCAGCCAUAUUGCCAACACCAUCAGACACUUAUCACGUGUGUGUUGCCAAAGUGAUUGUGUAAAUUGAGCCGCUUUGUCUCGAAAUUGCAUCAAAUUUGAAUAGUAAUAUUUGCUUUAUCUCUUGACGGCCUAUUCCGGUGUCAACAGCAGGAAAGGCAAACGCGGUUUUCGCUUGCAAAAUACAACAUGUUUGGUGAAAGUCUAUGGUGGUUGGGUAUAAGACAUGUCUAAAAAGAACCCCUAAUUUUCGGUGGGAAAAGCCGUAACCGUGCACCAAAAUGGACACAAAGAAUUUGGAAAUACGUAGUAAAUCUGUUGAACAGACUUUGAUGCCAUUAAUGUCUCAGGUGGGUAGUAAAAUGUCAUGCAUUACAGGAUUUUAUACUUUUCUGUUUGGUGUUCUUAGUUUGGGUUGAAUGUGAAAUAGGUUGAUUUUAGUCGAGGUUUCAGUUAUCAAGAGUGAGAAAAUUAACGUUAAUUUUCAUUUCAUUAGUACAUAUUACAAUGCAGUAAUCUUGUAUAUUUUGGUGACAAAUAAAUAGAAUUGAAAGAUUUAGCUCCUCUUGGUGUAAAAAUUCAGAAGUUGAAUACCAUUAGCUGUUCUGUAUAAACGCAUACUGUAAUACUUAUGGUAGUUUUAAUAUGGUAGUAUAACUAAACAUGUGAAAAUUAAUUUUUCGUCUUUACUAGAUUACAACGCUAAUCAAUCACAAAAAUGCGAGGCUAAAAAGAUCAGCACAUGCACGUAAAACGCUGCAAGAUAUUUGCACGAAGUUACGGGAAGCCAUUCUAUAUUUUGUAAAAAUUGGCGAAGAGAUUGCGAGUGAGAAUCCUGAAUUUGCUGCAGACAUGAGCGAGGCUUGUAUCGAGGCGAAAGAAGCGGCUUCUAUGAUGAGUAGCUUGACAGAUAUUCCCAUGAACAAUGAAGGAGACACGGCUGUCACAGACAGAGCAAAUAUCAUUCGUGCCGCUAGAGCACUGCUUGCUGCUGUCACAAGAGUCCUCAUUAUCACCGACAUGGUUGUUGUUAAACGUCUUAUCACUGCCGCUCGAAAGGUAGGCUGUAUUUAUUAAAACUUCAAAUAUUUAUUUAUCACCCUAGAGUGGCUACGCGGUGCGCGUAAAACGCUAUAUCCUUUAAACUAACUCCCGUUCGCGCAAGCAGACAGCGACUGUAUAUUCUGAUAAAACGUGUAAACAUUUUGAAAAUUUCUUAAAUUUUUGCGCCAUUGUUUACAAUUCUUCAAUUCAAUAUUUUGACCGGAAAAUCCAUAGUGGCUUCCAUUUCACGCUCGAGUAGUUUGUAUCAUUUACUUUUCCACGGGCAUGGUAAACAAUCAACUCUAUAAAUCAUACCCAGAUACCCUACUAGAAUAUUGUAGCGUUAAAUCUAAUAACACUGUUAAAUCUACAAUGUUAUGUGAAAAAACAAAACCGACUUGGCGUGGAUUAUUUCCUGUGCCAAUGUUUGUCCAGAUUAUUAUAAACCUCAGUUGUUUUUACUUGAGUGUUUACAAUAAUAAAUUCAAAAGCGAUAUUGUGGCUAAGUGUUUAUCAAUAUGCACACAAAGAAUUCAGAUUAUUUUUUAAUAUUCCCUUUUCCAUGAAUUAUCCUAACACGUUUUUCAUUACUUCCCAUAUAAAAACCACAUCAGUUGUGACAAAUUGUGACAUGUUCCAUGAUUCUAAUGCGCGAUGAAUUCUAAUUAUUUCGCUAGGUUUUGACAAUGCUAAAACCUCAGGGAGAGACACCAGAUAAACAGAUGAUAGUAUCCUCUUUGAUGGUGCAAAUGAUUUCAAGCAUAUACCCUUUGUCUACAAUUCGCAGUCUUUCCCAGUGAAUGCGUGCUAAUUUCACAAAAAAUGCGCGAUGUAUUCUAAUUUUCCGCGGGGUUUUUUUUCACUGUCGCGCCGUUUGCGCGCAACGUGUCGAUAAGCGAAGAAAAACAACAGUACGAUAGCUGGACUAAUGGUGCUCACAUUGCUUCAUAAUAUUUGGUAAACUUGAGACAUACUGUUUCCUAACUAGACUGCAGAUGUUUUCCUAGCUCCCCGUGUGGUCUGGUUUCUUAAUAGUAAUCUUGUUACGAUCUUUAAUAUGAAGAAUUCUCACAUUCCAAGAGGUCAUGAGCAAGGACACAAGUGUACAAAAUAGUCCUAAUUAGGCAUCUGCUGCUUUUUGUAUCAUCUCUUAAAAUUUUGAUGUAUCACAGAGAAAUGACUAUAAUUUUUGUUGCCAUGAACACAUGAACUUGCAGAAAAGUAAAAAAAUGCAAGAAAUUUCGUUUUAUUUCCAAAACGGUGUCUAGACAGACAAGUAGUUAGACCACUACAAAAUUGAAUUGCAUUUUUUAAGUGUUAUUUAUAUUGUUUCCCCAUUUUUUGUAAGCAGUACUCCAGUAAGCAGUACACCAACACAGCAAAGUACUCCAGUAGUUUGACAAACAAUCAUGCAACCUCGUACCUAGGAUAGUUUGCUAUCAAAUCAUCGUUAUUUUGCAAAACGUUUGUCAAAUCCGAUCAAUAAAAGGCAAUAAAUUGAUCGCAAUCAAAUUCGUUUGCACGUUCGUAUGCAUUCUAAACAUUCCUUGAGAAUCUUCUCAUAUUUCCAUAGUUUAAAGCGCUACUGAAUUCUGCCUCCUAAAAAUGUCAAUUGAUUUUUGCAAUUUAUUGAACAAAUCCUAUCUUGGUGAAGGUUUACUCGAUACAAUUAUGUAAACCAGACAACACUCUAUGUUAUAUUUUGUUAACGCAUAUGUUUUCAUUGAUUAUCGUCCACGGGUAUAUAUAACGAAAUACCACAGAUAACUUAUGAUAUAAUUGGGAGAUAAAGCCAUCUCAAUGGGGGUACUGUUUGUCUUUCAAAUUUCAAUGCUGGAUUCCCAUUAUAAGAAGUAUUACACAAUCGUAAAGCUUAUUUACACUUGUUUUACACCGAAAAAACGUUUGUUGACAUUGGUUUUGUUAAUUUGCAACAGUUUUGUGAUAUAAUUAUUAGACAGUGUUGAUCGGUUGAAAUGUCCCAAAGCUUCGUUGAAACGAGGCUGACAUCUUGGGCCUUAUUUCAAACACUAUCUUGGGUAAUGUUUGCUGUUGUUGGAAGAUGUUGGAUUGAGUUUGACUUUGUCUUUGUUUAAAAUUUCCCUCCAACAUUGAAGAUGCUGAACUUGUAAAAUGUACAAACAUAUACAUAAAUAACGGGCAAAUGUACAAUGAUACCCAAGAAGUUGCUUGAAGGAUGAAACUAAAUAAUGUUUGGACGUUUCAUGAGAGAUUUCUUUCAUGAGAGAUUUCUUUUUAGCUGUGGUGUUUGAUUCCCUUCUCUUUACUUAGAUUAAAAUUUAGUCUAACAUGCAAAUUGUCCAUUGGUCUCAUUUGGCUUCAAUCCAUGAGCAUGUGUUUAUAUUUUAUAACAACGUGAUGCCAUUGUUAACUCUGAGCAAUAUAAUUAGUUCAUUUCCUUUUCAACGUCAAGCUUAUUUAAUAAAAUACGUCGAAAACUUCCUGAUUCGCAAAACAUUAAUUAAACUAUAAUCCUGUACAUAAGAACGCCCACGUCAAUGCAUUGUAGGGUAUAAUUAAACCUCUCUGCCAUAUCUGAUCUGAGGGCAAACACAUUUUUUGUGACAGAUUUUCUUGCCUGCUUCGUCAUAUGACCAGAUUAAAAUUCAUUUGUGUGCAAAACAACGUUAAAAGCACAUGCCAAAAUAUGUUCCAACUUAGUGACAUGCGUAUAAGUAAUGCAGUUCGGCAUAUGUCGACGUCGUAUUUUUUGCGCUAAUUUUCAUAUUCGUUUCUUCAAUUUAUACACUAAUAUUUAUCUUCCUAAUCCUUGAAAUCCUUAUCGCAGCUAUCGUAGACGUGAUGUUAUUUUGGGGUACUCUGGUUUGAAUUCCUGAGCAAGUUAAAUUCACGACCUAAUGUUCCAACACUUCGGUCUAGUGUCUUCACCAUGGGUGAAGAAACAGCCCUAAAAACUCCCUGAAUUGAAUCCACAAAACUCUUACAAAUCUUCAGUGAUUUGCCAAAUUCACCCUAAUAUAUCUUCGCCUUGCACCCCGCCCUUGCUUGCCUUCUUGUUACGAACCAAGAACCAUGUUUAAAUACGACAACGUUUAUUGGAAUUGUUAGGUUGAUGAACGGCUUCAAGCGUUAGAGAGUGUAAAUAACUUCACUGAGUUUGUUCAAGCAUUCAGUCAUUUUGGUGCAGAUAUGGUGGAACUCGCUCAUCUGUCUGGUGAUAGACAAAAUGUAGGUUGCCUUUAAUAGUAGUGUUCAUUAACCAGCCAUGGCGGUCUACAUUUUUCAGACAUUGACUUUUCAAAUGUUCAGAUCCAGUGUAUGUAGUAUUGGUAGCCUAAGAAGAUGAGAAUGGGGUGCUUGCCUGUUUGUUUGUUUGUUUGUUUGUUUGUUUGUUUGUUUGUUUGUUUUUGUCUGUCCGUCUGGUUAUUCGUGUUUGGUGAGGCACUUGAAGAAAUGAAAAUGAUGAAUACAACUACAUUGUAACUUAUUUCUUACAGGAUUUGAAAGACGACAUUUCCAAAGCUGAAAUGUGUGCUGCAAGAACUUUGCUAGAAAAGUCAACCAUGAUGUUAUUGACAACUUCAAAGGUACAUUAGUUUUCUCUGGCAACCUCUUCUUCCUAUGGAGGUCCAGUAUGGAUCAUCCCUAAGUUUAUAUAAUUAGUUUUCUAUUUAAACUGGCAACCUCUUCUUCCUAUGGAGGUCCAGUAUGGAUCAUCCCUAAGUUUAUAUAAUUUGUUUUCUAUUUAAACUAGCAACCUCUUCUUCCUAUAGAGGUUCAGUAUGGGUCAUCCCUAAGUUUAUAUAAUUAUUUUUCAGACGUUUCUUCGCCAUCCUGACUCGGGUUCAGCAAAACAGAACAGAGAAGGUGUCUUCCUCAAAAUGAGAAGCGCAAUGAAUACUAUAACCUCAGUCGCUCAGAGCAACGCAAGGAGACAUGAACCUAGGAAAGGACAACUCAUAUUGGAUCUUAAAAGCUUUGAUGUAAGAGUUUCUUUCCAUGGCUGGUGCUGUACAAUAUGUAGACCUCUUCCCUCCCCAGAAGAUUCUUCAAUGCGGUUUGGUGCAAAUGGGACCGAAAACUAUCCUUUAGUCGCCCACAUGGCUACCAGUAAAUAAGAUUCUGUCGCCAAAUUUAAUAUCAAUAACAAGAUCAAGUCGCCCUAUUAUCUUAAGUUUUUUUCUAGAACACCAAGAAGCGGCUACGUCGCAACCGCCAGCUCGCGCAUUUCAACCCCUGCUCGUACUUACUCAAAACUUGAAUAAUUUUCUGUAGCAUGUGGUAGAGAAGAUAAAGGCGAAGGGUGAUCUUAAUAAUCCUGAACUAAACAAAAGAUUAGAAGAAGGUUUAACACGAAUAUUGGAAGAUUCAAGGACGAUAGCUGGUGCGCCUCACACCAAGUCUGAAAAGAGAGAAAGUAUUUUAGCUCUUUGUGAAAACGCCGAGGAUGUAUUGCAGGAUCUCACUUCUACGGUAAAAUACAUUAGUGGGUGAUUCCAGCUACAGUCUAAAUUUUGACCAAGGCAAGAAGAACGAAAUCCAACAUCACAGCUAGAAAGAGCAUCUUAGAAUGAGUAAAACUGCAAAGAUUGGUUGCGAAAUGUUUUAAAAUGAAGAAAAUAUAGCCCUGUGAAGUUUGCAAAUUUUGUAUAUAUUUGUAUUACGCGCGGUAAAAGUGGUUAUUUUUCCCUCAAAAGUGGUUAUUUUUCCCGCGCGUAAUGUAAAUAUAUACAAAAUUUGGGAACUAUAGAGGGAAAGAUAGUCUCAACCAUGCAGUUGUAACCAAGAUUGUAGAUAUAGAAUAUGGCGGCAUCUCUCAGUGGGUAAUAUUAAUUUCUUAUUUUUAUCUUUGUCCGUAGAAAGAAGAGAAGGAUGAUAAACAAGACUUAACUUUACAAAGAAUAAGUAAAUUAACUAAAGAUCUGAAAACAGAGGUAGAACAACACAUUGCUAUUGAAAAUUCAUAUUGAGAGAACACAGUCGGGAAUCAAAUUUUUGCCACGGGCCCCGCGAAACGUUAAUCCAGCUCUGUUAUAGCCACAAACUCGGUUUUAGUAUAGCUUGUAGACCCAGUUCCAUUUUAAUUUCACGUCAUGAUUUCAGGUACAGCAAGCAGCAAGUGACCAAGUUUUUGAAACGUUCUCUCACUUGGGACACAAGAAAUCGUUGCCUGCGAUGCGGGCGGCAGCGUCAACGGGUAACAGUGCCCGUGUCGAUGAACUUGCUGAACUCUUUGUACGGGAUGUUAAAAAAUUACUUGAAGUAUCCAAGGUUGCGAGAAAUUUAUCGGCGAGUGAACCGAUUGCACUCACAGCAGAGAAAGUGGAAGAAAAUAUAGAAACAUUGUGCCCUCAUGUAAGUAAGCUGUUUUAUUCUCUGAUCUCAUAAGUUCGUCUUAGUCCCAUGUAAAAAGAAUGCUUUCAGUUUGAAUCCGUGCAGGGUUUUGUGAUGAAUGUGUUUUUCUUUGUUUUUUUAAGGUAAUCGAAGCAGCGCGGACGUUGGCUCACCAUCCAGUCAGUAAAAUAGCUCAGGAGAACUGUACAGUAUUUAUAGACAUUUGGGAAUCCCAGGUUGAGGAGCUUGGUAAACUAUUACGGAGUAUUAUCAGUGGAGGUGACCUCAGACGAAGUAAGUACUAUGAAUAAACGGCUCAUAGAUAGUGGUUUUGAAAUACACGUCCUUUGUGGUAAAUUCUCGCUAUAGUCUAAACUUCAAACUGUUGGUUCUUAGUGCAGGUGGUUACAGUAUGGUAUUGCAAUACAGUACACGUCUUUUGUGGUCGAUUCCGGCCCACUAGUCUAAACUUCAAACUGUUGGUUCUCAGCGUAGGUAGUGGUCUUGAAAUACACGUCCUCUGCAGUUGUGAUAGAUUCUCACUAGUCUAAACUUCAAACUGUUGGUUCUCAGUGUAGGUAGUGGUCUUGAAAUACACGUCCUUUGUGGUAGAUUCCAACCAGUCUAAACUUCAAACGGUUGGGUUUCAGUGUAGGUAGUGAUCUCGAAAUACACGUCCUUUGUCGUAGAUUCUUGGAAGCCUGAAUCAAAUGAUUGGUUCAGAGCAUAGUUGAAUUGAGUGUUAAAUUAGGUAAAGUCUUGAUUGUCAAUGAGCUAUAUUGAGAGAUUUAGAUAUUUUUCACGGCAAACGGGGCGCCAAUUGACUAAUUAAUAAUUUAACUAAUCACUUAUAAAGGUCACAAUGAUUAUGUUGAGUUUUAUUUGAAAUCAGUGUCUGUGAUUUAUAAUACUACUACUUGUCUACUACUACUUGUCUUGUCCUGUCGUUUUAACGGUUUUGUUGCCACCGUAGUUUCACAGUAAGCGUCCACUCUUGACGAAAUCUAAAAUUGCUCAGGAUUUUCAACGAUGGUGGCGUACGGAAUUUUUUAUCGUUUGAAGAAAUACGGAAAUUUUUCUUGAGAAGUGGAUGUUUAUUGCUGAUAUUACGGUGAGUAGCAUUCAACCUCUACUUAUACAUUCAUGUACGGAUUCCAGCAAGCUAGUACCGAAUCUUUUUCUACACGUAAUACUAUAAAACGUUACCCAAUCGAUUUGAGUACGAAACCAAUCGCGAUCAUGUCAAUUUCUUUUGCGACGUGUGGUCAUACUACUUUCAGAACAACACGAUCGAUAUACUAAUUCCACCAUGAUCAAGUAGUUUCCACCUAUAUUAAACGAUUUCACUCGAUAAAAACUAAUUAUUGAAGAGUUUUUUUUAUGCAAAUUUCGAGUUUGAAUCUUAUACAUUUACACUCGAGAUUUACAUCAAUAAAACCUUUCAACAAUUAGUUCUAUUUAGCGAGAUGCCCAACGACCUGAUAUUUAUCCAUACACCGUACACCAUUCACCAUACAUUGACAUCAUCACCUUAGGCUUAGUGUAUAUAUAUAUAUACAUGAAUUUGCGCUUAGAGCUCGAUAACUGGACUGUGUAGCUCAGUUGGUCAGAGCCUUGCACCAGAACCGUAGGUGUAAUAUAAAUGUAUAAAUUAAGACUCGAAAUUUCCAACAACAAAACCAUUCAUAAUUAGCUUUCCACUUGCCUGUUAGCAGCAUCACUUGAAGGACAUCGUUCAAUUUUUACAAUCCACCUGAGUAUAUAAAUCCCAAAAUUUGUAAUCUUCAUUUUUAGGGGAAGUUGGUCGAUCCAAAAAAGGAAAUGCCGCGAGUCCAUAUGCAACAUUGUAGCUUGCAAAAUCACCGAGUUAUGUCUUAUGAAAAUAUCGGUGAUGAUCUAUCAAGAUAUUAUCAAAGAUUUCGCACUGAUGAUGAUCUAUGGAGAACAGUUACGAUGCUGUGUUGGAUCUUUCAUAGAUAUUUAUACAAUAACAAUUUAGGAAAUAACAACUACUAUAGGUUUAAUUAAUAAUGUAAAUCACAAAAUAUUUUUGAUAUGUAUGUCACAAAUUUUUAAUAUGUAUAUCACAGAGACUUUUAUAAUUAUGCAAGAUGUAGAUGUAGACUGUAUUCUAACAAAUUUUUAACCACAGAAAAUAUGGUAUAGUUAGCGUUGAAAACGUUGUAUGAUUUUUCUCUAAAAGUCGUCUAUCAUAUAAAUAUAGAUUAUAAAUUAUAAAUAAAUUUAUAUAUCUGUAAUAGUACUGGUUAUAGUUGCAAUAAAUAUUCACUACUGUUCCUGUUAUGGGUUAGAUGUUGUCUGUGGUUCUAUGGCCCUAUAUGUAGUGCAGCACCUUAUAUAAAGACAUGCAUGCACACGGGGUUAUAUAUACCAACAAUCAAAUUGCUUCGCUGUUUAAAACACCUUUGCCCAAUUGUCUUCUAAGCAGCUUUUUUGUUAUUUACAUAGUGGAGAAUAAACUGACAGUUGAAAAAGACACUUUCCCUUCAAGAAUAGAUCAAAUGUUGGUGAGUACAAAAUUUCGGUGGCUGUCACUAAGUCUAUAUAUGGGACAAUAUAUACAGCAUGCAAUAUUUUUCAUGUUGAUGAGCAUAAACAUUAAAAGAACGGGGUCCUGAUUACAUGGACCAUAGUCUUUCAAAACAUGGUUUGGAAACUCCGCCAAAGUCUUUGUUCUAUCUUUUUGUUCGCGUUUAUGCAGUUUUGUGGACGGUGCACGGUCAAUGAACACAUUGUGUUUCAGUAUAAUGAGCGAAUCAUCCAAUAGCAACGUUUCAGUUUAGUCAUUCAACCAUGCUAUUUAAAUAAAUAAACCUAAAACAAAGUAUGUGCACAGUGUAAGAUACGGCUCAACAUACAGUAAACUCCCAGCUCAGUAUAACCGCUUUGAAGUUUACUGAGGUUCCAGCUAUAGACCAUGUCUCGAAAGACUAUGCAUGAACAAAGCACUAGAAUACAUUGUCUUUACGUUUUUUCAGAAACGAGGUUUGAAACGUGAAUCACCUGCUACUUCAGACAGUGAGGAUGAAAGUGAGAAAUCUAGUCAACAAAGUUCAAUGGUAAAUGUUGUCAGCACAUUUCGACAGGGUCAAAGUGUUUCCUCUGUCACAUGUGAGAACUGAGAAGAGCCUGUUUACUUCCAGUUUGACUCUCUCUGGUACUGCAGUUCCCCUCUGUAUAGUAACAUUGGAUCAGUCAAUCUCAAACUCAUUAAUACUUCAUGAGUAAAUUAUCCAAGCAUACUGGAUACCUGAUAAAGUAUAUUGAUCCAGUCCUAGGACCUUAGGUCCUUAAUUCAGUCCUCGGACUGUAUCAAAAUUAAAAGUAAUUUAUUCGUAUGAGAUGUCAUUUCAAAUCCUCCAAUUCGGACUGGACUAGAUUUCGGGUCCUGGCAUUUUCAUCCAGAAAUCUAGUCCAGUCCUCAUAUUCGGAUUUGACAUAUUGCUUAACGGAUGGAUCUUUAUGGAGAACCGUUUAGAACUGAAAGAGGUGUCCAGUCUAUAAAGAGGUUAUUUUAACCUAACUCUUGACGAAGGGCCUUCGCUCGAAACGUCGAGUUUCUACUUGUUUUUUAGGUAGUAAUAUAACCACUCAGCACAGCAUUUUCACAUUGGUACUACCAAUACUGGUACAGACUAUUUUAGUUUAGGUUUCAUUCUGCGUAGCAAUAAGGGUUCCAUUUGCCUUCACUUGGGACAAAAGUCCAGUAUAACUUUACAAAUAAACUCAAACAGUAUGUUGGAAAGAAGAAUAAUAGAAUGCGUGUUUUUCAGGAGCAAGAGAAAUUGAUAAAAAUCAUCGAAGAUAUCGAGUCUCUGACGAUAUCCGCCGAGAUGAAUGGUCGUGACAUCGAUCCACUGCACGAGGAAGCCAUGAGACGAGCCAGGGAAAUGUCCACGAUAGCUGAAACUAUGAAUAAAUUUCUCAGGGGAGAAGGCAGGAUCCACUCAUCAGAAGAGUUGUUUUUUGAAGCGCAGGUGUGGUGCAACACAUUUGUAUAAAUAUGAUGUCUUCACCUCCCCAAAGUUAAUCUCAAAGUUUACAAUGCUAGGUCCAAAACUGACGUCAGAGCCAACAUGCUUAACAAAUUAUUUUACAAUUUUGUGUAGCGUUUUGCAGACGUGGGACGAAAAUUUCAUAAGUUGAGCACACAAUUUCUUCUUCAGGUAUGUUGAAAUUGUCUUGUAGUUUUGUCCACAAUUGGUCAUUGUUAAUAUCUUCUCGUAUUCUUCAAUUUACAACCGCUCCUUCCUGUAGCUGCCAGAUGUACUGCCUAAGAAACAGCUAGCGCCAUACAUCGACCGUAUCCCUGGAUAUUGCCAGCAAUUAAACUUUGCAAGUAAAUCGUUUGCCGUCGGACAGUCUGCCACAUAUAUAAAGGUAUUGUGAAGAAAAUGUAAUGUGUAAUAGUCCUACAUUGUUCUUUCUGUGCAUGUGUGAUUUUCAUUUAAUGAACGAUUAUAGUGACUGGAUGAUUGUCGUUGUUAUACUGGACCAUCAAUCUUAAUAGCUUUGUUCUUACAUAGGCUGGAAGUGCUAUUCAUCUCACGAGAAAUAUCUUGAAAAUUAUAACAAGAAUUUUAAAAACCUUUCAUAACCUAACCGUAGAGGUAUGUAUAUUCUUAUGAAUGCUAUGAUAAACUAGAUAGCUCUGUCAGUUGUAAACUGUUGUCUUUGGUGGUCCUGUAAGGCCAUUCCAUUCUGGUCCGAUGUACCUGCAAGAGGAAACCAGAAUACCAGCCUGGAAAAAACCUGUCAUGUUUGACUGAGUCAGACUGGGCCGGGAGCACUCCUCUGGGGGGAAAUUACAAUCUGAAAUUACAAUUGAACACUGCAGGAAUCAAAUAACUAUAACCACAUUACACAUAAACUGUAUGCAAUUCAAAUUUUAACAACAACUUUUUUACUAUGAUGUUAAUUUUCAGGGUCCAGAACCUGGCUUAUACUGUCCAAGUUGGACCUCGGAUUUCUCUGAUGUCUCUUCCAUAUCCUCGUUAUCCUCAACGCCAUUCACAUCCUCUCUUACCCCUGAACCACCUCCAUAUCCAGCGAGCAUCUCUGAUAUUGAAUCGGACAUAGAUUCUGUCCAUGACCAGACUUUAUAGGAAAAAAACGUAUUUAAAUUGCUGCUUGCAUGUCUACGAGAUGCAAUUGAUAUUAUUGGCAUGAUAACAAGUUCUAACCAUAGAUAUCUUAUAUACACUAGAUAGUGCUGUGCAUCUAAUUAUUCGGCUGAAAUUCAAACAUUGAAGCCGUGAUUGCAGUCUCAGGUCGUUCCCAUAAAAUGAGAAGAUUCGUAUGUUUUCUAUUUCUUAAACAGGGAACUGAAACAUUAAGUUAACCCUAUUCCAAAUAGGUUUUUAAACUAUUGAAAUGAUGAAAGUUAUUGUUGUUUUUAAGCGUUUAUUAGCAAGUGGGAACGACCAACAUGGCCGCCAUCUAUUCAAAUGGAGGUAACCGCUGGAACAUUCUUGGCUUCAAUUUUACUAAAAGAUAUGCGCUAUCUAGUGUAUAUAAGAUAUCUAUGGUUCUAACGGUCCGCACACACGCAAAUGUCUCGCAUCUGUCCAUCUUGUACCAAGUCUGCCAACAAGUUGUCUUCGCACUGCUUGUCCCAAGUUGUCAACAAGUGUUUUUAAACAACUUCUGUUGAGAUUAUCAGACUUGUUGCAAGGUUGUUCCAACAAGUCCAAUACAGUCAUGAAUCUCACGAUAUAACAAUACUGUUACAACCUUGUGUCAUGAUGUCAUCAACCGUGUAACAUUCUUGUUAUAUCAUGACUGUAUCAGAUUUUUUAGAACAACUUUUCUCUACAAGUCUGAUAAUGCCAUCAACUUGUUACAACAACUGGGCUGUAACUGUCAACUACUGAAAAAAAUACAAACAGAACUUUGAAGUUCCGAGCGAAGGGAAAUUAGCUACUUUUAUUAUAUGGCUUUGCAGAAUCCUUGAUUCUGAUUGGUCGACGUGCGGUCCGUAAAAUGCGUAUCCAGACCGUGGUACGUAUGACAAUUUGACAGGCUCGAAUUAGAAACGUUUUUACACGUUUAUAAGGUCGUUAUGUGAAGAAAAAGUAUCCUUGGAUCAUUUUUAAGAAUAAGAAGUCUUGGAAAUAUUAAUAAGUACUUGUACCAACGCAAAUUUCAUCGAAAAAGCUAAGAAAACAAGCCGUUUGAACUCUUACUGGCAACCGUAAGUUCUGGCGGGAAAGUUUUUUGAUUUGCUUUACUUGUUUCAAAAAAUAAAUGAAGAUGAAUUUAACGUCUUUAAUACCAUAUUCUAAACAAAUAUCAUAUAAACUGGGUUUAUAAGCAUUUUUUCUGGGUGUGGGGGUUACCGAAAAAGUAGUUCUAAACUAAAGCAAUUGUUAUACAUGCUUUUCCGUAAACAAUAUUCGGUGACGAAACCAAAUCUGAACGAAGAAAACUAGCAAAUAAAACAUAGCUCAAAAAUGCCUUUAUAGCGCUCAAACAAAUAUAUGAAAAUCAGAAAAUGUGUUUAAGGAGCCAUAUAAUAAACGGUUUAUUAACCUCGUUUUGCUCGGUCUGUAUGGGAAAGUAAGCCUAUUUGCCUUAGGCAAAUACUUUCCCGUACAGACCUCGCUCUCAGUAUUUUUCUGCUAGUUGUACAGGGUGUCUAAAAAAAAACGCUAUGCAAAUUCAACAGGCUAUCGUGCAUUAAUUUUUACAUAGGACGAAAGAGCUGUUAUUUAUCUUUUCAACACUACCUUUUUUAGAUCGUAACGAUGAGAAAUGGCCACAUAGGCCUACUCGUCAAAUAAAAAUUGCCGGUGAAAAUCACAUUCUUCCACCGUUGGGUAUUGAAAAACAUUAAUUAUGCAAAAUUAAUCAAUCCAAAAGCAUGCAACGCGAGUCUGCUGCAAGCUACUGGCAUUUGACAAUUUGUUUCGUAAAACUUUGAUUUAAUACGAAUGUUAAUGUGCUCUGUUCAGUGGUUAAUUAACCAUGUCCAUGUUUAAUGACGUUCUUUUUAUAGAUAAUUGAACAUUCGAUUUUAAUUCCCUCUUGGGAAUUGUCUAUGACAAGGUUUUCCAUGCAACUCCUAACGGGCAACGGUGGAAGAAUGUGAUUUCGACCGGCAAUUUUUAUUUGACGAGCAUGUGGCCGUUUCUCAUCGUUACGAUUUAAAAUGAGUAUCAUUGUAAAGUUCCAAGACCCGCCAUGUAAAGACUAAAGUGUAGUGAAAUGCAUCUCAGUACUAAUCGUAAUCACGGAGGAGAGAGGUAAAGCUAAAUAAUUGUUCUUUCGUCCUAUGUAAAAAUUUAAUUGUUUAGUUAAGCCGGUUACAGACGAGCACGUUUUCUAUGACAAGUUUGUAUGUGACAAGUUUUAUUUCCUCGACGUCUGUACGCGCAACUUUGACAUUUUUUCUAUGACAACUGCACUUGUUCAAAAGCUAGCAUGCUAGCUUUUGAACAAGUGCGCUUGUCAUAGAAAAAAUUGUCAAAGACCAAGUACAAAUUUUGUUCGUCUGUAUGGGCCAACAAAGAAAACUUGUCAAAGUAAUCUGAGCAUUUGAUGCUAUUGGCCAUUGGACUAUUAUAAAUAUAAUUUUUCUGUUAUGGCGGCGAUAAACACCUUUUUCUGACACGUUUACACUAGUAAAUAAAACUUGUCAUAUGAAAACUUGUCAUAUAAAAUUUGUUGCAUAUACACACGUGCACUUGGCAAAUAAAACUUGUCACAUAAAAACUUGCCAUAGAAAACUUGUUCAUCUGUAACCGACUUUAGUUAAGUUUGACAGUUUGUGAUGCAUGCACCAUCAGCACAGCCUGUUGAAUUACCAUAGGCAUAGCGUUUUUUUACAUACCCCGUAUAUUUCUCAGCCCACAGAUGUCAUGAUAUUAACAAGUUGUCGUGACUCCUUGUUAAGUUGACAAGAAGCUGUGACAACUUGUAAACCAGCUAAUAAUCCUCAUACUGAGGGGUGUGCUGUACUGGAAGAUAGAUAAACCACGAGCCGGGAACAAGCAGUACGAACCUAAUAUCGACCUGUCCUUCAACAAGUCUGCAUGCAAGCUCGCAACAAAUUGCGUAACUUUUACGUGUGAAAGAAUAGAAAAAUAGCAUACGUUCCAAAUCGCAACCACAGAAGAAUCGCCAUGUUUUUGUAAUACAUAAAAUAUUUCCCGCGUAUAUAAUAUAACUGAUACUGAGAAAACUUGUAAAAUACAGCUAGUAUUAAUAUGCCUGCAUCGCAUUAUAUAAUUCUAUACGUAUUUAAUAUUUUAAAAAUUUAAUACACCUUCAAGUACAAAAGGUCACUAAGAACUAUUAUACUUAGAACUAUUAUAAUUACAACUUUUAUAUCGCAAAAGAGCCAUUAGCAUUGUGCUCUAAUAUGGGCCAAUAAUGGGCUGCAGAAAAAC